CCUGGUACCCUAAACGCCUUGGCUGGUCUACUAUCGACCAUCAUCAACGUCUAUACCGCUCAACAAAAGCAGUGGUCCAUCACUGCUCGCGUAUCCGCCAUCGUCGAAGGCGCAUGCCUCGGUAUAUGUGGUGCGCUCUUCGCCCUAUACUCUGGCUGGAUGCUGGAACGCGUCAAGAAGCGGCAUAACCAAGAAUUCGGUCAAAUGUACGGAUACUAUGAAGACGAAGGAAUAGUAGACAAGGUUAAGCGCAAAGCGCAGGAACCCAUUCCAGAACCGGGAAGGAUUGUAUAA
Molecule: messenger RNA, 294 nt
Organism: Acaulospora colombiana
Lineage: Eukaryota; Fungi; Glomeromycota; Glomeromycetes; Diversisporales; Acaulosporaceae
Source: the annotation of a GenBank genome assembly